AUGGAACCAAACUGUGUUCUUAAUCCCGAGGCAUUUACUCACCUAGAAGUCCUGAGUUCUGAGGGAUUUGAUGCUGGCAGGCAUUUUGGGCAGGUAGAAGUAAGAGGCCUAGGUGACUGCUCCUUAGUGGAGUUCGUGAGAGCCCUGGUACAGGCACAAGAGGUGUCUAGCUACCCCAUCUGUGUGGAUAACUUGAAAGAUCCAGUAACCAUCAACUGUGGGCACAGCUUCUGUUGCUCAUGCAUCAACAUGACUUGGAAGGACCUAGGUGAUACCUUCCCCUGUCCUGUCUGCCAUUUUUGGUUUGGAGACAAGAACAUCAGGAGCAAACAGCUCAGUCACUUGACUGAAGUUGCUAAUUUACUCCAGAUCAGAAGGAGCACAUGGAAGGGGCAGGAAGAGAAUUCUGUGUGUGAGAAGCACAAUCAGUUUCUGACCCUUUUUUGUGGGAAGGACCUAGAGGUUUUAUGUACACUGUGCUGUUUCUCCAUUCAACACCAGAAACACUACAAUUGCCCCAUCAUGAAAGCUGCCUCUCAUCACAGGAAAGUUCUAGAAUGUACCAUUGAGCCCUUGAAGAGUGAUAUGGAACAAAUUGAAAAAGUGAUAACUCUGCAAGCCAGCCAAUCAGUUGAACGUGAGAAACAGGUUAAAUGUAGGAGAGAAGAAAUGAAUUCUGAAUGUGAGCAAUUUAGACUGUUUCUACAGAAUCAGCAAGAGGAUAUUCUUAGGCAGAUGGAAGAUGAAGAGAUGGACAUUUUAACAAAACUCUGUGAAAACUUUGUAACAUUUACAGAUCAUGCUUCCACACUGAAACAUCUGCUGAGGGAGGUAGGGGAAUCUUGCCAUGACAUAAGAACAACCACUCUGCAGAUGUGUUCAAGCAAGUUUGCUGCUGUUGGAUUUCGUAAAGCUUUGACUGAAGAACUGACUGCCUUAGAAAAAACUGGAGUCAAAACAACAUGUCUCUGCCCUAAUUUCAUAAACACUGGCUUCAUCAAAAACCCAAGAACCAGAAGAAUCCGGCACAAAGCUAACCUUCAUGUGGGCAAGGGUGCCCUCUCCUGGUAA
This is a messenger RNA of Aethalodelphis obliquidens (Pacific white-sided dolphin), 1071 nucleotides long. Its product is annotated as tripartite motif-containing protein 60-like. The record is from RefSeq and is a predicted model, not a curated record. Gene Ontology annotation, molecular function: zinc ion binding. NCBI's taxonomy places the organism in Eukaryota, Metazoa, Chordata, Mammalia, Artiodactyla, Delphinidae.